Molecule: messenger RNA, 1732 nt
Organism: Aphis gossypii (cotton aphid)
Lineage: Eukaryota; Metazoa; Arthropoda; Insecta; Hemiptera; Aphididae
Product: BSD domain-containing protein 1-like
Exons: 8
Coding region: 516-1436 (306 amino acids)
Cellular component (GO): cytoplasm
Source: RefSeq, a predicted model, not a curated record
CUGCGUAGAUUGUGUAAAGGGGACUAGGUGUCUGGGUGAUUACUCUUAUACAACUUACUGUGAACUGUCUACUCUACUGCAGCAACUAUAGAGUAUAGACCUUAACAGUCUAUAGUAUUAUAACAAGUCACAAGAUCUCCGUCGUUGUUGUCUACUCUCCAUAGUCCAUCUGACGUUUUGGUCUGUGAACUCGUCAUUACUGAAUAUAUUUUCGAUACUAUCGAUUGCAGUAGAUUUUCGACUUACCAAAUAAGCACUGAAAAAUAUUUUCCGAGUAUAACCGCUUACACCGCGGGCUACGAUCUCGUGCCAUCAAGCUUGACUAGACUCUGCAGCUAUUCCGCGCUGUAGCGCAUUUCACUGGAAGAUGCCGUUUGGCUGUCUGGUGAUUUAGCCUCAGCUUGCUUGAAUAUAUACCCGCGGCUACCCACUUCUCAAGGUGCCAAGAAGUUGGAGAGACUGUACUUCAGGCACCUUUUGUGGAAGACAAGUGAGACAGCGGAGUUAAUUGCACCAUGGCCGACAAGCAACCUGAUGAUGUUGAAAAUGUUAAUGAAGAAGCCGCAGUAUGUGCAGAACCAAAGGGAAAUGAAGGUGGUGGAUGGUGGGAUUCAUUAUACUCUGCAGCUAAGUCUAAAUCUGCUGAAGUGUUGGAAUCGGUUAAACGUGAUCUCGGUGAACUAACAACAAUAGUCACCACUGAAACCAGCAAUAUUGUUUUAAAUACUACCAAUGUUGUGAAAGAUACAUUACAAUUGGAAAAUCCAGAAUCUACUGCCAACACUAUGAAAAAAUCAGUAAGUUUGUUUCUUGACCAAAUGUCAAGUGCAUUAAACCCUUUGCCUGAUGAUGAAGAUGAAGCAAUAAUGAUUGUUGGCUCUGACACGGUUACUUUGUCUAGGCUUCAAGCACAAAUAUAUACACUGGCAAAUGAUCCAAAUACAUUUUUAAUGGAAAUUGAUGAUCAACUUGAUAAAAGAUAUAAAGCUUGGUUGGAUUGGGUUAAAAGUGGUGAUAGUAGUUUGUUAUCUAAUGAUAAACUCAACAAGAUAUUAAAUGAGUGCACUCCAUUACGUGAAAACUAUCAGAAAUUUGUGCCAGAUUCUGUUUCUCAUGCUGACUUUUGGUAUCGAUUUUUGUUUCGAAAGGCAUUGUUAGAAGAUGAAGAUGCAAAACAACAGAGGCGAUCAGAAAAGGAAAAUCGAGAAGCUGAAAGAAUAGAUUUCAAUAAAGAGUUAACUCCAUUGUCUGAUAUAGAACUGUCUGAAAAAGAACAAGAGGAGAUAUUGACAUCAUAUGAUCAGGAACGAAGAGUAUCAUCAAAAUCUAAUAGCCCCAUAGAAGAAAUUAAGAAGGAUUCAAAAUCAAAACAGGAAGAUAUUCCAUCAAAUGCUUCUUCAGUUACCACUUCGAGUUUGGACAAAGGUAAUUGUUGAGUAUGAAGGUGUUACUAAAGUUUAAGACGAAUGGGUCAAGGAUUUUGAUAUGGAAGACAUUGAACCGCCCACUACCACCAAAUGAGUUGAACUCUAAUAACGUUUAGUUUUUCAUGCCUGUCUUUGUUGACUAUUGGGAUAUACAUCUUGAUCAUAAUAUAAUAAACAUUAUUUUUUUUCUACAUACAUAUAUUUCUAUUUAUAAAUAUUAUUAUAUUUUUAAGUUAUUUUUAUUGUUAAACACAUUUUUGUUUUGUGUCAAAAAUAAAAAAGAACACUAUCAAUGUUGUAUAAUA